CGUCUCUCAUUCGCUGCGAUUAGGGGCCUCCUUGAUUUCGUCGUCAGGCACUUAUUUGUUCUCGCUAUCUCGUUCUUGCCGAAGAUUAGGGUUUUCAUUCCUUUCUUUGGUUUCCCUUGUCGCAUUAAAUCGAGGGGUUGGAUCGAUUGCGGCUUUUGAGGGCCAGUUUUUUAUGCUUUACUUGCUUGUCUGAAGUUGGAGGAGCCGCUGUCGUGGGUUUGAACUGGGGUAGAAAUUUGAUGAAGAAGAAGUUCGAAUCGGGUAAAUUUGGUGUUCUUUGGCAACUCGAGGGGUAGUAGGUAGCCUUGUGACUUUCUGGCAUAAAAGGAGUGGUCAUUAAUGGGUGCUCUGCAAGUCGGGGAAGUUACCAUCGCAAGAAGAAGCUAAAUUUAGGGCUUUAGUCCGACGAAGUGUUCCUUCAUCAUUUGCUUUUGUAACAGAACCAUCGCAGUAAAACAUGACAUGCUAUGCAUGAUUGAUCUUUAAAUCAGAAGUUGUGGGAGAAGUUUUGCGGGCAUUUUUUGUUCGAUAUCAAUUUCUGAAGGUUUUGACCUGAUGUUCUCUUCUAGAACCGACUGUACACACGAUACAGCUGGAAUUUCCGGUCAGGUGCUUAUUGCAACGAAGUUUGUCUGGCCCUAUGGUGGGAGAACGGUUUCCCUGAUUGGCUCUUUUACAGGGUGGACUGAUCGUUAUCCAAUGUUCCCUGCGGAGGAUUGUCCUAACAUAUUUCAAGCUGUCUACAGCUUAACACCAGGCAUUCAUCAGUAUAAGUUCUUUGUUGACGGUGAAUGGCGGCAUGAUGAUCAGCAACCUCAUGUGGUGGGAAAUUAUGGGAUAGUGAACACUCUUAUUCUCCCCCAAGAAUCUAAUCCUAUACUGACUGCCUUAGGCCUUGAGAAACCUAGUAACCGGAUAAACAUGGAUGUAGACAAUUGGAACGUCCGGCAUGUGGAGACAACUUUGAGGGUUCCAGAGGCUGAUAUUGGACUUUUUCGUGAUCAUAUUUUUGAACUUUUGUCCACCCAUACUGCUUAUGAAUUGCUUCCAGAUUCAGGAAAGGUCAUUGCUCUUGAUAGCAAUUUGCCAGUAAAACAAGCAUUUCAUAUCCUCUACGAGCAGGGAAUUCCUGUUGCUCCUUUAUUGGACACAUACAAGGGAGAAUUUGUUGGAGUACUCAGUCCAUUAGAUUUUAUAUUGAUUCUGAAAGCGCUCAGUAAUCAUGGUUCCAAUUUGGCGGAGGAAGAGCUUGAGAGCCAUACUAUUUCUGCUUGGAAAGAGGCAAAACAACACCUAAGCAGGCAAAUAGUUAUGCAUCAAAGACAAUCUCAGAGACAAUUAAUCCAUGCUGAGCCCUAUGAUUCAUUGAAAGAUGUUGCAUUGAAGAUAUUGCAAAAUCAGGUAGCAACAGUACCAAUUAUUUCAUCACGUGGGGAAUCAUUUCCACAUUUGCUUUAUCUUGCAUCCCUUUCAGAAAUAAUGAAAUGUAUCUGCAGGCAUUUUAGACAUUCUUCUGUUUCAUUGCCCAUUUUGCAACAAGCAAUAUGCACUAUUCCUGUGGGCACAUGGAUUCAACGAAUCGGUGAAUCAAAUGGGAAGCACUUGGCAAUGCUUAGACCAAAUGAAUCACUUAGCUCUGCCCUAGCACUGUUAGUGCAAGCUCAAGUUAGUUCAAUACCAAUAAUUGAUGAUCAUGACUGUUUGCUGGAUGCAUACUCCAGAAGUGACAUUACAUCUUUGGCUAAAGACAAUGCUUAUGCACGAAUUCACCUGGAUGACAUGAGAAUUUACCAGGCUUUGCAACUCAGACAAGAGUCAAAUUCUCAUUAUGGAUUCUACAAAGGGCAGAGAUGCGAAAUGUGCCUCCAUUCAGAUUCUCUACAGAAAGUAAUGGAGCAAUUGGCUAAUCCUGGGGUUCGACGCCUUUUUGUUGUCGAAGCUGGAAGCAACCGUGUGGAAGGCAUCAUUUCAUUGAGUGAUGUAUUCAGGUUCUUCUUCAGCUUGGCUUAAGUGUCACGAAGCAAUCGAUCAUUCAACUUUCUGUCAAUGUGUUCAAACCACUACCUUCAGAAAGGCAAAUGAAAUUAUUUUUUGUUCAAAUGGUUUUUCUAUUUUAAUUUCGAAUGUGUCAGCUAACUUGGUUAAAACUUCGAUAGUUUAUCGAAAAGUCAUGGGCUCGAAUC
Molecule: messenger RNA, 2183 nt
Organism: Musa acuminata subsp. malaccensis (wild Malaysian banana)
Lineage: Eukaryota; Viridiplantae; Streptophyta; Magnoliopsida; Zingiberales; Musaceae
Product: sucrose nonfermenting 4-like protein
Source: RefSeq, a predicted model, not a curated record